Messenger RNA from Aspergillus welwitschiae, 1892 nucleotides. Its product is annotated as SET domain-containing protein. The coding region runs from base 1 to 1839 and encodes 612 amino acids. NCBI's taxonomy places the organism in Eukaryota, Fungi, Ascomycota, Eurotiomycetes, Eurotiales, Aspergillaceae. The record is from RefSeq and is a predicted model, not a curated record. Gene Ontology annotation, molecular function: protein binding. The transcript is spliced from 7 exons.
AUGGACUAUAUGGCACCAUCGCUGAUCUCACAAUUGUCCAGCAUUCUUCAAAAUCCAUCUUUCCCAGCACAUCUUCAGUCAGCCGUACAUGCUGUCCGGGACAGCCUGGAUAGCAAACAGAAGAGUGCAAGUGAGAAGGAAAAUGACUACCCACAGCUCCACCUUCGAAUUGAAGCAUCAAUAGUCACUGACGUGACGACGUCUAAGCAGACAAGUGACAUGGUCUUGGGAUACAUUGAUCUUCGAAGUGGGCAGGCAGUGCCGUUGCCACCCACUCCCGUUUCAACGCCUGACUCUACAAUUAAUACAGAAUAUGCUACUAUCAGCUCUGACUCGAACGGCUGCCGUGGUAAUAGCAAUGCUCAGAGCCAUCCUCACAAGCGGCGCAAGACCCUAAGCGCGCUUCGACCAGCAAAGGCGACAACCAUUCAGCCAGAUGAGUCAAGAGAUCAUGAAUACGAAAGCUUAGAUUUGGAAGCCGCUGCCGAUUCUAGUGGAACCAAGCCAUCUGUACGACAGGUCCACAGUGACACCCGGUUUCCGCAACGGAAGAACCCACGGCAGGAGUAUUCAUUACCUGUGCUGGGACCGACUUCAGCCGACAAGCUUAUAGCAGGGAUCUGGCGACAACUGCAUUCGCCUGUGAAACUUAGCCGACUUCCUUCGAUCAUACAAUCAAACACGGAUAUCCGCACUGGUGUUAGUCUCGAGGUAUUCCGCGAGAUAAAUACAUUAUGCCUGAAAUACUACAAUCAAAGCCAGUCCUCUCGUGCUCUGGAAAUGAUCGUCCAAGCAUAUUGGGUAGAAUGUUUCGAAGCACGUGUUGCCGUCGUUCGACUUGAGAAACCUCAUCUUUCGACAACAGAUGCGCGAAUGAUGGUUCUUAAGGAGGCUUGCGUGGUUCUAAACUGGAAGGAAAAGGAUCUCCGUAAUCGAAUGGCAAUCUGGCGCGGUUACAAAGAAAUCAAAGAUACAGGCGGUUGGGCCUGCCUGAUAUUCGCGAGUACUGGCAUCUACCGAUUCUGCAAAUAUCGCACAGAAUUCGGCGAGGGACUAUUUACCCGUCUACGCCAUCUCCGAUCCAGCUUCGAGGUAGCAGCUGAUACUCUUCACCCGGGAUGGAGGGACCUCCUACAGGUCAUUAGACAGGAUACGUCGAGUGUCUAUCAUGGCCAUCCGCAUGAGUGGGUAAAUAUGUCAGAGGGUCCUGCUAGUCCUCUAGCUUCGACAUACGAGCAUCUUGACCUUCCUCAGGGAUUCCAGUACCAGUUCAUUGAAGAGUGUGUACUAGACCGUGCUCAUUUUGGAACCCAUGAUCCACGUCGGGUACCAGAACUAGACCCCGAUGUGUGUCUCGUAUGCAAGGAAAGACAGUCAGACGAGAUUGAGAAGAACCAGUGCCUGUGUUUCCCGGCGUUAUUCGGUGGCGUUCGUCAUCCGGUGCCAGUUCAGGUCUUUCGUACGUCGACUGGCAAGAAUAAUGGCGUUAUUGCGCGCUGUAACUUCGAUCGCGGAACAGUAAUAGGCGAAUUCACAGGCCUCAUCACAAACGGCAUAGAAGGAGUAGACGUGAUGCUAGGUGGUUCGCGCGGUCGAACAUACCAAAUAUAUCAGGGGCAGAUGGGCAAUUUCACCCGAUUUAUCAACCACUCCUGUCGGCCGAACAGCCAAUUCCAGAGGUUCUACUGGCGAGGCAUGGAGCGCAUUAUAGUAGUCUCACGGGGCAUUUUAGCAGGAACCGAAAUCACUGUCGACUAUUCGGAUAAUUAUUGGCGCCAGUUAAGUAAGAAAUGUCUUUGUGGAGAGUCGUGUUGUCGGUUUGCUGGGAGGGAGGGAUGACUGUUACUAUCUGGUAUAUAGUCCCAGGUUUGUAAAAUCUAGGCUUGGGCGGG